Cucurbita maxima (winter squash) is the source of this 2147-nucleotide messenger RNA. Its product is annotated as plant UBX domain-containing protein 10-like. Gene Ontology annotation, cellular component: endoplasmic reticulum. The transcript has 4 exons. Gene Ontology annotation, molecular function: ubiquitin binding. NCBI's taxonomy places the organism in Eukaryota, Viridiplantae, Streptophyta, Magnoliopsida, Cucurbitales, Cucurbitaceae. Bases 244 to 1338 code for a protein of 364 amino acids. The record is from RefSeq and is a predicted model, not a curated record.
AGUAGGCAACCCAUCUGAUAAAAAAAAGGAGAAUAAUACAUGAUUGGGUCACUUAUACCUGCUCUUUUCCAUUAUAAAUCUGUAACAUUCUUCUGUUCAUGAACUUUCAAGAAUGAAAAGAAGCAUCUAAUUUCAUUCUUGAAAGCUCCAUCUCUUCAGCAUUUGUGGUUGAUUUUGUUAUUCUCUUGCAAAGGGUAUCAAUCCAUUGCUAAAAGUAUCAUAAUCCCAGUUUAGAGUAAAAAAAUGUCAUCAACGAUGAGGGAAACAUCGAGAUUAGCCGAGGCCUCGAUCAACGGCAUCGUCCGACGAAUGGUUAAUCUUCCCAGAAGUAUAUUAGAAGGAUUUUCAAGAGUGAUGGGUGGAGGAAGAAGAAGCCAGACACUGCCAUCCAGUUAUCAAUAUCAGAUUCUAGAGCAGGACAUACAAAACGUUCCGGAAGAAUGGUCUUUCCUGACCAGUUUCGAGUAUCAGUAUGGCUCGAUGCAUCCUUUCUUUUACGCUUGUCGAUUUGCAGAAGCCAUGAAGAUAGCAGAAGAUGAUCACAAGUUCUUGUUCUUGUAUCUACAUUCACCAGAUCACCCAUUUACUCCCUCUUUCUGUGAGGAGACACUGCGUUCAGAACUAGUAGUGCAGUUUCUUGAUGCUAACUUCAUCUCUUGGGGAGCACUUGCCAACAGAGGAGAUGGCCUACAAAUGGCUACAACAUUGGGAGCUACCAACUUCCCUUUCUGUGCUGUAAUUGCUCCAGCUCGAGGUGAAAGCAUAACAGUCCUGCAACAGCUUGAAGGGCCAGUUUCUCCAGCUGAGCUGGUGGAGAUUCUACAGAGGACAAUGGAGGAGCAGGGAUCAGCUUUUGGUAGCUCCAAACUAAAGCGAGACGAAAAGAUAAGAGCUGAUCGCAGGCUUCGAGAAGAACAAGACAGAGCAUAUCAUGCAGCUCUUCAAGAAGACAAGGAAAGGGAAAGACUUAAAAAUCGACCUCGGGUGAUACCGAAGAAAGCAUACGAAGAGAGGCUCAAGCAGAAUUCUCCAAAGAAACAUACUUUUACUCAUGAAACUCCAAACAAGGAUCCUGCAAGUAAAGCAAAGGAUUCUCAGCCUAGCUCCCAGAUACUAAUAAGGUUUCCAAACGGUGAAAGGAGGGAGAAAAGCUUUUCAAGCAUGGACAAGGUGAAGUCGAUUUACAGCUAUAUCGACUCGCUUGGCUUGGCAGGUACUGAACACUACAGAUUGAUAGCAAGCUUUCCAAGAAGAGUGUACGGUAUGGAUGAGAUGAAUAUGACACUGAAAGAUGCUGGCCUCCACCCAAGAGCAAGCCUGUUCCUCGAGCGUCAGUGAUGCCAUUUACUUUCAUGAUCACCAUAGCUUGGCAAUGAUAAGACCUGUACUUACUUUCUGUUUAGCAGCUACUUUGUUUGAGAUAAACAAAUCUGAUAUCUUAUGCAGCAUAUACAAGCAAGCCUUAUUGAACCGACUACAAUCCAUAACCACUAUGUUAGAGCAGGAAUUCAUCGAGUUUGACAUUGAGUGACCCCUACGUAUCACUUCAUUCCUUGCAGAUAAUCACGUUUUUUGAACUAUUUCUGAGAGUGAAGACUGUUUCUAUAGAUCAACAAACAUAUUUCAACAUGCUUUAUCCUUGUUCACAUGCUUAAUAAUAAACGUUCUAAAAAGAAGCUUAAUCGUACUAGUUGAGAGAAAAGAAAAGAUGGUUUAUUAUACUACAAGAUUGUUGAAAGGUAAGUGCUUCAACGAAACCUGUGUAACUGGUUGAUGGUGUUAGGGGCAGAAAGUUGCAUAAAGACGCAGCUGGUCAAUCUCCUUUUUCUUUAGCUAAGGGAAACAUUAUCACGAAAUUUUGAUUCCCCAUCACUUUUUUGUAGGAAUGAUUCAAUGGUCUAAGUUUAAAACGGAGAAAAGUGAGGUGAUUGAUAAUCAUAGCUUCGUGACUGUCAAUAGAGGGUACUCAAAACAAAGCUUCAACUUUCGCCACUCCAAGUAGUGGAGGACCAGAACUCAUGGUGGGUGAGAAGUUAUCCCAAAUCAUCUCUACCAAACUCAUAUUGUCACUUCAAAUUUAAACGUCCCUAGCAUAGACUAAGAACCGUUGUUCUUCAUUUUAAUUAAUAUUUCUCAUACAAUAUCGA